Molecule: messenger RNA, 6423 nt
Organism: Micropterus dolomieu (smallmouth bass)
Lineage: Eukaryota; Metazoa; Chordata; Actinopteri; Centrarchiformes; Centrarchidae
Product: protein Shroom2-like
Exons: 11
Coding region: 339-5045 (1568 amino acids)
Biological process (GO): actin filament organization
Cellular component (GO): apical plasma membrane; adherens junction; apical junction complex
Molecular function (GO): actin filament binding
Source: RefSeq, a predicted model, not a curated record
GGACGGUGGAGAACAGAUGGUCAUGGCAGCGAGCUGACACAAGCUGCUCUGGAAGGGCUGGAGAGAGACUUUACAGGACGAGAAACGGUUCAAACUAACCAAUUAGUGAGGCAGAGCGCGAGGCAUCACCUGUGGGAGCUUCACCUGUUGGAGAAACGACGUCUUUUGCUGCUCUUCUUUCUUGCUGGUCCGUGUGUGAAAGGUUUGCUCACAGCUUUCUGCAGAGAUCAGCGUUUUCAAGUAAGCUGAAGGUCCUGAGAAUCAAUACAAAGGUGUCAGAUAAUGCAGUUUCUUAAGAGUGAACUGAGGCUGAUGGAUCCCAGUCAGUCCGAAGCAUCAUGGACACCUUGGACUACAGAGACGACCUGAGAGUCUCAGCGGGAAGGAUGAAGUGGUGGAGGGAGGUACACGUGUGGAGAGGCACGGGGCAGCAGAGGAAAGAGGAGGAUGAGGAGGAGGGUGAAGAGCUGGUGGAGGUGCUGCUCCGAGGCAAAGCACCCUGGGGCUUCACACUGAGGGGAGGCGCCGAGCACCGAGAGCCUCUGGUCAUCUCAAAGGUGGAGGAGGGCAGCGUGGCGGCUGCAGUCUGCCUCCAGGCCGGUGAUGAAAUGGUGAGAGUGAACGCCGUUCCCCUCAGCGGCUCUCGUCAGGAGGCCAUCUGCCUGGUGAAGAGCUCUCAUAAGACCUUGACCCUGGUGGUCCGAAGGAAGAAUGAUCCAGGAUCGCGGCCCCAUUCGUGGCACUCAUCCAAGCUGACAGAAGAGGAGUCAGAGCCCGCUAGGAGAGAGGCCACACCAGCGCCAGUCUGGCAGCCAAAACAUGAAGCAAGGCCCAAGGAGUCGUCCACUCAAGGGGACCAGGACACCCAGCAUCCGCUAACGAGCCAGUUCAGCUCAGCCACCAACAUGGAGAGACUGGAACGUCCCUCUCAUCAGUACCCACCUGGUCGUCUUUCCCCAACUAAGUACAUCAGCAACACUGAGCCGCCCUGUGGACCGGGAGGCAAAAGAGACUCCGGCUUCAGUUGUUUCUCUAGUGGCUCCAGCCCUUCUCUUCAUGACGUAAGCACAUCUGGUAGGAAGGGUACCGGCUCUGAAAACAUUUUCUUCAAGGGCCUUCAUAGUGAAGGGCCUCAGCAGGCCGAGCGGCCAAGGUACCUGCAGCCCACACUGGGGAAUGGAGGUUGGGAGGGGUCACGGGCUGAGGAGCCUGCCUCGCGGGUCUCCAUUGCAGGGAGACCCACCUCCGGCCCUGUGUGGCAGGUACCAGAGAAGAAGUCCCAGUCCCCUCCUCCCCCACUUCCUCCCCUGCGCAGUGACAGUUUUGCCGCCACAAAGGUGUUCCCUUACUCUGAAGGGCCUAGUGGUCCAGCAAAGGCCAAAGGCAGGUCAAUUGAAAAACUGACAGAAAAUAAUGAUCAGAAUGGCCUCAGAGCUCACCAGGAGAAAACCUCAGAGGCCAGACGUAGCUUCAACCCCCUACCCACCAAAGACUUCCUCCAUCCUAACACGGCAGCUGACCACAACCACAACCAGCUGCACCCCAACAAACUCUUCUCCUUAUCCAGCAGUGACAUCAGACAGUCUCAUUACACCCAACCGCCUGCCCACCUGAGACAAUACAGUGACGAAAGUCCCCUCUACCUGAAGACCAGGUCAGCUCCUCCCACCAAGAUUCAGAGUGUAGGAAGCUACUAUCGCAGCCUCCAGGAUCUACCCACAAGAGCCUUCAGCCGCAAACAGGUCCGACACUCCACAGCGUCCAUGGCAAGUUCUGCUGCAAACCCAAAUCUGGAGAAUGGGGAGCACAACAGAUACUACAGCCUAGCAAGCAAGCAAGCUGCUGAGCUAUACGCCAGGCAGGGCAAAGCAGAGGGCUGGAGGGGGCAAACAGAGAAACCCCAGUGGAUAAACGGUAAAGAGCCAGGCUUCCCAAGUUCCCUGAAGACGAACUUUAAGGCAAAGUACUCUCUACCUCAGUCCCAGAUACCUUACAGUGAAAAUAAGGAGCGCAAUGCCCAUUCUCAUCCAGGAAAUGGUCUACAUUAUGACCGACAAUCCUCUGAACUUUCUGUUCGAAGCCGCAGCCCAGAGGAUUCUGCAAAGAGAGGGGAAGGACACUCUAAAGACGUGAAAAGGCCCUUUCCAACUCAUCUGAGUAACGAUCAUAAGGUCAACGUUUCAAGGCAGCAAGACCCAUGGGUGCCUCAAGAAGAUCACAGAAUAUCCCCCCUCAAAACCCCACUCCUCCACUCCCUGGCCCAGGAGAGUAGGACUCUGGCUGAGAGGCAACCGGCAUCUAUGACCGCGGGUGUCGUGUCCAGCCAGGAUGCCGGAGACCCCGUGGCCGUCAGCAGUGGAAAAUCAAAUCGGCGGAGCGACCGUUACGCCACCACCCUCCGCAAUGAGAUCCUGCAGAAGCGAGCCCAGCUGCAGAAGAGCCGCAGUGCUGCAACCCUGACAUGCGAAGCGGAGGAUGAGGAGGCAGAGGAGUGGAGAUCCACAAAGACUUCCACGUCUUGCGGUGUGUCCUUCUCCAACACCUAUAAGGAUCACCUGAAAGAGGCACAGGCCAGGGUCCUCCAGGCUACCUCCUUCCAAAGACGGGACCUUGAGCCCCUUGGGCCAGAGGCGGCGGUAGUUAAAAUCUCCAAUGGACGCGUCAGAGGUCGUAAGCGCUUCCCCCUGGCCAAGAGGACGCACUCCUUCUCAGAGCCUGACAAGAUAGACAAAGUAGGAGUGGAGGGAGAACCUCAAGCAGGCUCUUUCGGAGAGCGGAGGAGGUUCUUUGAGGCCAAACCGGCAUUUUCCAGGCCUACACUGAAGUCCAGUCAGGGUACAAACACGAAUGCAGAUCUUGGUGAGACGGGCAAACCCAAAGAGAGAUCUCCCCCUGGAGAAUCUGAGGAGGCUAACCCAUCUGCCGAAACCACCAACCGCCUCAGCCCUGGACACAAACAGGUCUUACUGGAGCAGCAGAGGCUCGGGACCUUUGCUGAGUAUCAGGCCACGUGGAACAAACAGAAGAAGUCAGUAGAGGGAAAGACACAAGGGAGGUUUCACUCAGCGGAGAACAUCUUAGAUGCAGAUGCCGAGGAGAAGGCUGCAUGCAUCCAUGAGAGAUCCCGAUCUUCUCCCUCUGCAGACUUCUAUACACAGAAUAUUCCUUCAUCAUGGGGAGACCCUCACAGCCAGCAGAGCAGUUACCCCAUCAGAGGAAAAACGGAGAGCAGGCAGCGAUACCAGCCCGACCACAGCCCACAGUCGGCCCCGUCAGCCUCCAGAAAUGAGGGCCCAGUCCCAGGCCUCACUGACCACAGGACCAAACCAGAGACUGCCAAUCCCUCCCACACCGCACACUCCUCAGGCCCUUGCAGCAUUAGCCCCAACCCUGGCUCCCAGCACCCAUCUCAGCUUCCACAAACUAAGGGCCUCCUGCCGCCGCCCAGGCCCCAUUUAGGCCCAGAAACCACAUCCUCCUCCCAGGAAUUCCUCGCUGGCGCCCAGGCAGAUCCGGCAGCGCUCCAGCCUCUGUCCAGCUCCAGCUCUGACACCCAGCACCAUGCUACUGCCCAGAACUCCUCCGCCGGCCCCGCCCCGGCCAGCUCUCCACACCUCAGCAGGACCAGAGCAGACAUGUGCACAGAAGGUGUAGAAAACGAGGAAGAGAAGGAGCAGCCACAGCCACCUUCCUCGUCCUCCUGUACGGCCGCUCGGUCUCUUCCCGCAGAUCAAGCGCGACCUCCCUCGCCACAGUUUGCACCGCUGAGACUCACCGACAGACCGCCGGCCGUGUUCGUGCAGGAUGACUCAACGCUCAGGUCAGAAAAUGAUUGGAAGCUCCCAGCUGAGAUGGAUGUGAACAGUCCGGGGAGGAAAGUCCCUGUGAGGAUCGUCCACGCCGAGAGCAGCUCGGAGCGAGAGGGCCGGGCCUACCUGCUUCAGAGCAGCGAGACCGGUAGCGUCGAACCGCCACCCCUCAUCCCCUCCCUGAGCGCCACAGAGCGCCCGGCCUCGUCUCUGUUCAGCGCCUACACCCCCAAGACUGAUCAGGACCAGGCUAAGGCAGCGUCAGUCCAGGAGUCAGUCCCUGAGUCGAGUUCAGCGGGGUCUCGGCACUCAGAGGAAGACGCCAAGAGAGAGGAGCUGGCCAGGGACAUCAUGGGUAAAGACAAGUCCCUGGUGGACAUCUUGGACCAGAGCGGCAGGAUGACCACCAUGGACCUGAUGGAAGGACUCUUCCCAGCAGAGGAGCAGAUCCUCCAGCGCAGGAGGGCCUCCGCUGGCUCCAGGCUGCUCACCUCAUCCCCAAGGAGCACAGACAGGAGGGAGGAGGAGGACCUGUCUGGAUCAGCUGCAGCCUCCCUGGUCCCCAGCUCCUCUUAUUACAACACGUCGGCUCCCAAAGCUGAGCUCCUCAUCAAGAUGAAGGACAUGCAGGAGCAGAUGGAGGAGCAGGACUCUGAAGAUGAACUGGACGUCGACCUCGCCAGUAAAAAGCAAGAGCUGAUCUCCAGCCUGGCAGAGAAGCUAGGGGUGCUGCGGGAAGCUCGGCACAGCCUGCAGGAAGACGUGGAGGACAAUGAGGCUCUGGGCCGUGAGGUGGAGGCCACCGUGCAGCGCCUCUGUCAGCCCAAUCAGCUCGACAAGUUCCGCAUGUUCGUGGGUGACCUGGACAAGGUGGUGAGCCUGCUGCUGUCGCUGUCGGGGCGGCUCGCCCGGGUGGAGAACGCUCUCAACAGCCUGGAGGACGAAGCCCCGCCAGAGGAGAAGAGAACCCUGACAGAGAAGCGCAAGCUGCUGAUGCGACAGCACGAGGACGCCAAGGAGCUGAAGGAGAACCUGGACCGCCGGGAGCGUCUGGUUUCUGGCAUCAUGGAGGCCCACCUGGAAGCGGAGAGCCUGGACGACUACCGCCACUUUGUGAAGAUGAAGUCGGCCCUCAUCAUCGAGCAGCGUAAACUAGAGGACAAGAUCAAGCUGGGCGAGGAGCAGCUGAAGUGCCUGGUGGACAGUCUGCCGCUGGAGCAGAGGCCGCUGCUCUGAUAUAGUUGUCGGAGCUAAGGAGCUUCAGGAAUUGAAUUAGGAACUGAGAUGAGUCAAUUAUACAGAUAAGUGAUUAAAAAAACAAAGACUGCUUCUUUGAGGCCAGAUUUUUGCACAGUGAGUUUUCUCUUUUUUAAGUAUCCCAAAGCCAGAGUAUUUUUGAUUUGCUGAUGUUUCAGACACAACCCCAUGGCGCUUUUUCAAUGUUAUAAUACAUAAGCAUCUAUGUGUGGAGGAAUCAAACACAACCAGCAUUUUAUUUCUGUAAAAACUGGUCACAGUUGGAGGCCUUUUUAACACCAGGUUGAGCGGUAAUUCUCCAGAAAGUGUUUGAUACUGAAACACAGAUUUUUAGAUAGCGUAAGGCUUAAAUCAUAUUUAAUUGAGCUCUGUAUGUAUUUGCAUUUCAGCGCAGCCUCAGAGAUGAAGAUGGGGACGUGAUGUAAGGUGAACUGACAGUGUUUCCAGUCUCCCUUUUAUUAUUUGUGUUUCUGAAUAGUAGUAUUUAAGGCGCAUCAUGAGCUCCUCCUGCUGAACGUGGCUCAGUUUGUAAUUAAUUAUCAUCACGUGUGUUUUAAGUUUUAAAGUAAUAUUUUCUAGUAAUUUAUUGUAGCUCUUUUGGAAGCCUCUGUGGAGAAAGAGAGGAAAUGUUUCCCCGGUAAUUUAUUUUCACUCAUGACCUACUUUUUGUUUUCUAAUGAAAUGAAGUUUGAUUCCAAAAUGUUAUAAAUCUAUUGUUAGGUUACAGGUUUUUUUAAAAGUGUUUUCAUCUCGUCAGCUAUGAUAUUAAGUAAUCUUUCCUGCUUUUACUACAGACCACCUCUUCUUUUUGUGCAGUGUAUCAUUCCCUAAAGGUAAAUAUCACAUUGACAAAAUAUCUCAUUAUGGAGUGAAACUCUUUGUGCUAGAAUAAGAGGUGAAUCUGAUGACUUUAUUCUCAUAGAGACGAUGCUGACUUGUUCCAGCAGUACAGACGUUGCUACUACUUGUUUUUCUACACGAUAAUACACUGCUAAUAUUCCCUGGAUUGUUUUUCAUUCACACUUGGUGCUUUUAGCUGAAGCUCCCAUCUUAAAAACUAGGAGACUGUCUCAGUACCAGCAGAUUCCUGACAGAUGUACCUUUUCUACUUCCUGCCUCAGGCAGAGCUGGUGUUUCUGAGGUUAAUCUAAUAGUUUUAGCACUUUACUCUCUGGUUUGGUCCAUACAGGGGCCUCUCUAAAUAUAUAUAUAUAUAUAUAGAUAUAUUUAUUUGAAGACGUGCCUACUGUAGCCUCCCACCACUGUGAACUUCACGGACUGACACGUGGCUGCGUCCACUUCAUUUAUGCAGUGCACUCUUUCACCAACUUUCAAAGCAAUAAAAUUAUAAAGUUUA